Messenger RNA from Fragaria vesca subsp. vesca, 591 nucleotides. RefSeq names its product disease resistance response protein 206-like. The transcript has a single exon. The record is from RefSeq and is a predicted model, not a curated record. NCBI's taxonomy places the organism in Eukaryota, Viridiplantae, Streptophyta, Magnoliopsida, Rosales, Rosaceae. Bases 1 to 591 code for a protein of 196 amino acids.
AUGGCUAGAAUCGUUCACAUCACAGUUUUACAAUUGCUCCUAAUAUCCUCCCUCCUAUCUUCCUUUUCAAUGAUCUUAGUUUGCGCGGAAGAUUAUGAGUUUGUGAAAUCAGUGAACCCCAAGUUUCUCGGUUUAAAGAAAGAAAAACUCACACAUAUUCGUUUGUAUUGGCACGACGUUGUUGAUGGUUCUAAUCCCUCUGCCGUAACAAUAGUGCAACCACCCUCUAACUCCUCCAAAACAAGGUUUGGCCUAAUAAGAAUGUUCGAUAACGCUCUAACCCAAGGGCCCGACCCGAGCUCAAAACUUCUGGGAAGGGCUCAAGGGUUUUACGGGUUUGCUUCACAAGAAGACAUUACUUUGUUGUUGUCUCAGAACUUUGCUUUCGUUCAUGGGAAGUAUAACGGCAGCACCAUAACUCUGAUGGGGAUUAACUCGAUCUUCAACAAAGUGAGGGAGCUGUCUGUGAUAGGAGGAAGUGGACUUUUCAGGUUUGCUAGGGGUUAUGCUCUAGUAACCACUCAGUCGUUCAAUGCCUCUAAAAGUGAAGAUGCUAUAGUGGAGUAUAAUAUCUAUGUCUUGCAUUAUUGA